GAGUUGGUCAUAUUCACUCGACACUUGCACUUUCGUAGAAAGUGACUGCGUGCGUCUUCAGCGGAGGGAGUGUAUUAUAAAACAGAAUAACAGUUAGAUAAUUAUUUCAGUGUGAUCUGUGGUUUUUGGAAAAAGUGAAUUAGAAUUAACCAGAUAUGUGGAUCACCGUCAACCUGGUGACAAUUUUUUGUCUCCACUGCAUCAACUCCCUUGAAAAUUCAUGGUCUUGGACGGAUCAAACAAGAGACUCCAAUAUUAAGCCGCUUGAUAGACUGGAUCGCGAUAUAAAAGUUCUUGAUGAUUUCGAAACAUCUCCUAGUGAAUUUGUGGAAAGCUCUAUUCUAUUGAAUUCAACAACUAUCGAAAAUGUUGUCGAUGAACUUCUCACGUCUACCAGAGAAGGUAGAGCAUUAGAUGGAUUUGAUGAAGUAUACAGUGACCCUAAUGUACAGAUGGCAUUGCAGAAAGGAGAUGAUGGAGAAGCGAGAAACAUUAUUAAGGAUCGUCUUUGCUAUCUGGGACUCAUGCAGUGUGAUGGUGGAGAACACAUAGAAGGAAAGCGGCCUUAUAUCUCUCCAGAAGAACUUGUGUAUGCACAACCCGUUGCAAUAAACCCUGUUGGAAAACCAAUUCCAACAAUCCCCUUGAAAGGGCCAAGGGGGAGUUAUUACGGUUCCUCAAAACCCACUUCAUCUCAUUUUCCUACAUCAGGUGCUCCGGGAUUACCAGGAAACUAUAUUCAACCGGGGAAAUAUGGUCCUCCCAAUAAGUUUGUUCCGCCACAGCCUUCUUAUCCUGGAAAACCACCGCGCCGCCAUUUCGCCUCGUCUCCUUUUCCAAGCAAACCAUUUUAUGGUAAACCAGGAUUAACUGGAGAAUUCCAUGAAACCUCAGAACUAUUUUCCAAACCUCCAGGGUUUAUUUCGAAUACUCCAAAUGAUUUUCUUAGACCCAUUGAACCAGAAAUUCCCCCUUAUAAGUUUGAGCAUGAAACAACUCAUCACAAAGACAAAAGGGUAGAGAUUACAGUCAAUGCUCAAGGUGGUUCUGGUAGUGGAUCACCAUCUAAUUCCGUCGAACAUGUUCAUCAUCACUAUCAUCAUAAUAUCGAUGGUAAUGAUAAGCCCGCAAUUAUAACAAAUACGAAUCAGAUAUCAGCUGCUGCCGUUUCAGCAUCGUCAGGUCUCACUUCGACUUCUUUCAAUUCCCAUAAUUCAUUUGGUUCUUUGGGUUCUCAAACAUUGUUGAAUAAACCAACAUAUUCUGGAUUCAACCCAACAGCUUCUAACGGACUCGGUUUUUAUGGAAAUACUUUCGUAAAUGGUGGUUCUUCUUUCGGAACAACGCUUGGUGCUGGUGAAUCAUAUGGUGGACAAUCUUUAGCCCAUUAUGGUGGGCCUUCUUUUGGAGUAAAUUCCUUCCAAUCCACCAAACCUGUUAAUGAAAACUAUGGUGUGCAAUCCUUUGAAACCUUUGGAUCCUCUGGUUCUUCAGGACCCUACAAGAAGGAACUCAAUCUCAAUUCUGCUAAUAACUAUUUACAAUCUGGCUAUGCGAAUAAGUAUGGAGGUUCAGGUUACUCUACAAAUGAAAAGUUCAACUGUUAUUGUGUUCCCUACGAUCAGUGUCCUCCGCAUGAUGUUAUUGGAAGGAAAAAUGAUUUGUAUUUACCACUCGAUCCAAGAAAUUUGAAGACUGAUAUUGAGGCUCUCGCAGAUGACUCCAAUAGUACAUCCACUGUAGUUCAAGCAAGAAAUGAAAAUUCAUCUAAUUCUACAGAAGAAUCAACUGAGAAGAGUACAGUGAAUACUAGAACUAUUAGAAAACGUGAAGCUCCUGUUGAGAAGAAAGAUGGCCAUGACGCGGAACCUCGGCAAUUCAGCGGAGAUUUUGGUAACUCUCAGACAUGCGGACCAAACUUUGUUUGCUGUAGGAAACCAUUACUGUCUAAACCACCUCGUACGAAUCGUCAGUGUGGCACACGAAACUCGCAGGGUAUCAACGGGCGAAUCAAAAAUCCCGUAUACGUUGAUGGUGACAGCGAAUUUGGGGAAUAUCCAUGGCAAGUGGCUAUCCUGAAGAAGGAUCCCAAAGAGAGUGUUUAUGUCUGUGGUGGAACUCUCAUCGACUCUCUGCAUAUAAUUACUGCUGCCCAUUGUGUCAAAUCGUAUACUGGUUUUGAUUUAAGAGUCCGUUUGGGAGAGUGGGACGUGAACCACGAUGUAGAGUUUUAUCCAUACAUUGAGCGUAAUGUCGGGUCUGUUCAUGUCCAUCCCGAAUUCUAUGCCGGAACGUUAUACAAUGACAUCGCUGUUUUACGUAUGGACACACCUGUUGAUUGGUCUAAACACCCUCAUAUCAGUCCUGCUUGCCUACCACAUCCACAUGAUGAAUAUACCGGAUCAAGGUGCUGGACCACGGGAUGGGGUAAAGAUGCUUUCGGAGAUUUUGGAAAAUAUCAAAAUAUCUUAAAAGAAGUUGACGUCCCGGUAGUCAGUAAUUCCAUAUGUCAAAGGCAAUUGCAGCAAACUAGACUAGGAUACGACUUCAAACUUCAUCCAGGGUUUAUAUGUGCUGGAGGUGAGGAAGGAAAAGACGCUUGUAAAGGUGAUGGUGGUGGUCCAAUGGUAUGCGAGAAGAGCGGUACCUGGCAAAUAGUAGGUGUGGUCAGUUGGGGAAUAGGUUGCGGGCAAAAUGGCGUGCCAGGAGUUUACGUCAAAGUGGCACAUUAUCUUGACUGGAUUAGACAAAUAACUCAGAGAUACUAGAAAACCAUUCCAUUAUUUUAUUGAUAUUUGUGUGUGUAAUUAUUUCAUAAACAAUUAUUUAUUAAUUAGUGUAAGUUUAAAUUAUUAUCUUAUUGUAGUGAAUAUAUAUACUCGUAUAGUAUAUAUAUAAAUAAUAUUUGUGAUAAUGACUUUGAAUCUUGACUAUUUUUUGAAAUGUGAUUAAGCCUUGGAAAAGUCACUGACAAGUCUCUUGAACUGAGGUUGAAUCUGAUGUGAGCUGAAUGGAAAUUUGUUUUACCAGUUUAGUUAACGCAUUGAUUAUAAAUUACAUAUUGAACUUUUAUUCAAAACUUUUGUUCGAAUACGACAGUUUUUGUUUUCAAAAUAUUCGAUUUAUAAGUUUAUAUUUUGGUGUGCUCCAGUAAUUUCAGUUUCAGUCAAUAACAACAAUAAAAAAUCAGAAACUA
This is a messenger RNA of Leptinotarsa decemlineata (Colorado potato beetle), 3196 nucleotides long. RefSeq lists its product as uncharacterized. Gene Ontology annotation, biological process: proteolysis. Gene Ontology annotation, molecular function: serine-type endopeptidase activity. The record is from RefSeq and is a predicted model, not a curated record. Lineage: Eukaryota; Metazoa; Arthropoda; Insecta; Coleoptera; Chrysomelidae.